Aureobasidium uvarum is the source of this 921-nucleotide messenger RNA. Lineage: Eukaryota; Fungi; Ascomycota; Dothideomycetes; Dothideales; Saccotheciaceae. The record is from the annotation of a GenBank genome assembly.
AUGCCGGAAAUCAAGCAGAUCAAGCUUACCGAGCCCUGGCUCAAGACUUCUUGUGGUCUGGGUGAAGCUCCGUUCUGGGACAAGAAGAGCAACACGUUGCGCUUUCUCGACAUCAUCAAGAAGCAGCUCCAUGUUGUGAAUCUCAAUGAGGGUCCUUCGUCACACAAGACAAUCACGCUUCCGUUCUCCAUUGGUUGCACUGCCAACAUCGAGGGCAAUGAUGACGAGUUCAUCUUCGGCGGCAAGGAAGGGUAUGGUAUCGCAAACAAGAAAACUGGCGAGCCAAGAUACAUCAAAAAGUUCUGGUCGGACGAGGAGGUGCAGAGUGGCAGAGCACACCGCUCGCGAAGCAACGAUGGUUCGGUCGACAGCCACGGCAGAUUCUACGUUGGUACCAUGAACGACCCUACGGUUGUGGACGAGCCUGGACCGGAAGACCUCAGCCUCCACAGAAUCAAGGAGCCAGUCACCAUCCCAAAUGGAAUGUCAUGGACUCUGGACAACAAGACCAUGUACAUUACUGACUCGCCAACUGGCAAGAUCGAGGCUUACGACUACAAUCUGGAGUCUGGCGAGAUAAACCUAAGCGCAGGACGUCCUUUCUUCAAGUGCCCUAUUGAGGGUGGUGUUCCAGAUGGCCACUGUCAAGAUGCCCAGGGUUAUUUUUGGGUUGCAAUGUUUGGAACCAGCAAGGUCGUGCGGGUGAGCCCGACGGGCGAGAUCUCUGUCGAAAUCACUCUUCCGACCAGAUGCGUCACCUGUCCAGGUAUUUGCGGAGAGGAUCUUUACAUCACAACCGCGGCAGAAGAAGACCCAGACAAGUACCCCGAGAGUGCAAGACUUCAAGGAGCCACGUUCAAGGUUCCAAUCGGUGUUACAGCCGCUCCGAUCAACGAAUUCAGGAUGUGGGCUAAGGUGUAG